CGGCUCCAUCCUCCGCCGCCGCCCGAGCAGCUGUGGGGCCGCCGCCGCCGCCUUGCAGGCUGAGUCAUCACUAGAGAGUGGGAAGGGCAGCAGCAGAGAAUCCAAACCCCAAAGCUGAUAACAAAGUACCAUUUCUCCAAGUUGGGGGCUCAGAGGGGAGCCAACAUGAGCGAUGUUACCAUUGUGAAAGAAGGUUGGGUUCAGAAGAGGGGAGAAUAUAUAAAAAACUGGAGGCCAAGAUAUUUCCUUUUGAAGACAGAUGGCUCAUUCAUAGGAUAUAAAGAGAAACCUCAAGAUGUGGAUUUACCUUAUCCCCUCAACAACUUUUCAGUGGCAAAAUGCCAGUUAAUGAAAACAGAACGACCAAAGCCAAACACAUUUAUUAUAAGAUGUCUUCAGUGGACCACUGUUAUAGAGAGAACAUUUCAUGUAGAUACUCCAGAGGAAAGGGAAGAAUGGACAGAAGCCAUCCAGGCUGUAGCAGACAGACUUCAGAGGCAAGAAGAGGAGAGAAUGAAUUGUAGUCCAACUUCACAAAUUGAUAAUAUAGGGGAGGAAGAGAUGGAUGCUUCUACAACUCAUCAUAAAAGAAAGACAAUGAAUGAUUUUGACUAUUUGAAACUGCUAGGUAAAGGCACUUUUGGAAAAGUUAUUUUGGUUCGAGAAAAAGCAAGUGGGAAAUAUUAUGCUAUGAAGAUUCUGAAGAAAGAAGUUAUUAUUGCAAAGGAUGAAGUGGCACACACUCUAACUGAAAGCAGGGUAUUAAAGAACACUAGACAUCCCUUUUUAACAUCCUUGAAAUAUUCCUUCCAGACAAAAGACCGUUUGUGUUUUGUGAUGGAAUAUGUUAAUGGGGGAGAGCUGUUUUUCCAUUUGUCGAGAGAGCGGGUGUUCUCUGAGGACCGCACACGUUUCUAUGGUGCAGAAAUUGUGUCUGCUUUGGACUAUCUACAUUCUGGAAAGAUUGUGUACCGUGAUCUCAAGUUGGAGAACCUGAUGCUGGAUAAAGAUGGCCACAUAAAAAUUACAGAUUUUGGACUUUGCAAAGAAGGGAUCACAGAUGCAGCCACCAUGAAAACGUUCUGUGGUACACCAGAAUAUCUGGCCCCAGAGGUGUUAGAAGAUAAUGACUAUGGUCGAGCCGUGGAUUGGUGGGGCCUAGGGGUUGUCAUGUAUGAAAUGAUGUGUGGGAGGUUACCUUUCUACAAUCAGGAUCAUGAGAAACUUUUUGAACUUAUACUAAUGGAAGACAUUAAAUUUCCUCGAACACUCUCUUCAGAUGCAAAAUCAUUGCUUUCAGGGCUCUUGAUAAAAGAUCCAAAUAAACGCCUUGGUGGAGGACCAGAUGAUGCAAAAGAAAUUAUGAGACACAGUUUCUUUUCUGGAGUUAACUGGCAAGAUGUAUAUGAUAAAAAGCUUAUACCUCCUUUUAAGCCUCAAGUAACAUCUGAAACAGAUACUAGAUAUUUUGAUGAAGAAUUUACAGCUCAAACUAUUACAAUAACACCACCUGAAAAAUAUGAUGAGGAUGGUAUGGACUGCAUGGACAAUGAGAGACGACCGCACUUCCCUCAAUUUUCCUACUCUGCAAGUGGACGAGAAUAAGUCUCUUUCAUUCUGCUACUUCACUGUCAUCUUAGAUUUAUUACUGAAAAUGAUCCCUGGACAUCACAGCAGUCCUAGCUCUUACAAAUAGCAGGAGCACCUUCAGACAUCCCAGACCAAUCAAAGGUCUUCACCCCUGGCCAUCUUUCACCCACAAGAGAACACACAUAUACACAAAUACACUUGACUUUUUUGUUUUUGCAUGAAAUUGUAUCUCAGUCUAAGGUCUCAUGCUGUUGCUGCUACUGUCUUACAAUUAUAGCAACUUUAAGAGGUAAUUUUACAAUCUUUGGAAGUCAUGAGCCUGCCCUGUUCAUUUGUGCACCUAUUGUCAUCUUUUAUCUUUAGUUUUUCUUUUUCCCUAACAGUGAAGGCUAAAUGGGAAACACUGAUUCUAGGUACACUUUUUAACUUUCUAGAAGAUAAAUCAAAAACUAAUUAGACUAAGAAGAUUUAGUUUAAUAUUCAGAACAAGCAAUUGUGGGAGGGUGGUGAUGUGCAUAUGCAAAAUGUCAGUGAAGUUUAUCAGAUCAAUGCACAAAGUAGGUGUAAGUUGCUAAGAUCUGGCUGGAAUUCAUUAGGGAGCAUUCCAGAGAAGGACUGAACAACCGUCAAGAUAUAGAGGGGUUUAAAUUCCUGUUGGAUACUUCAGGGGAAGCCCUGUAUUUACAUGGACAUCCAGAUUUCAAGGCAGUUGUGGGCAACUGCACAUUAUUCUACCAAGGAGGAGGCGUGUGCACAGCAGAGUCAAGGUCACUUACCGAGUCUUCUGAUACAAUUUGCACCAGAGAGCAUUUUUUCCCCUGUGCUUGGAAACCUUUCCCCUUCUUGAUAUUUAUCACCUCUGAUGGCUGAAGAAUGUAGACAGGUUUAAUGGUCCUGCUUUUCACCAAAAUGUGUGCACCAAGGUAAACAGGUGUUUGCCUUCGUUUUAAUUUUUUACUUUCAUUUUACGUGAAUUAGCUUUUUCUCAGCUGUUAAAACUUUGAAUGUCCUUUUAUGAUUUUGUUUAUAUUGCAGUAGUAUUUAUUUUUUAGUGAUAAGGAUUGUAUGUCAUGUUAGCAAAUGCAUCUCCAACUUACAUAAAAUAGACUUACUGCAGUUUAUUUGACCCAUGUGCAAGGAAUGUACAUGCUGAUAAGAAUCAUGCACUUUUUCUCCUGUGUGAUAAGUUUUUGAUGAGGCUCUGAAAUUGUACUUACUUGUUAGAAUUUGGCUUUGGGAGAAGAGAUGCUAAUGCAUCGUUUAACCCCUUGGUGCUAAAAAUUAGAAAAUCCCCAACUAUCCAUGCCAAGGGGUUAAUGCAACAAGUGGAUGUUGAUGUUUGCUCAUUUGAGAAUUGAAAUAUUUGACCACCUGGCAAGAUAAGGUAGAGAAGAAAACUGAGACCUGAGUGAUGAUAAAAAAUGAUCUUUACUUGACAAAAUGAACCCAUCUUGAGUAUUUAUGAAGUAGGCAGUAAAGGAUAAGAACCUGGUGUGUUUAUUCUGAUCAUGGUACAUUUAUCACUGAAUUAAGCCAUCAGGGAAAAAAACAAAACAUAAAAAGAACACCUCCAACUUUUCUUUUUCUGUAUAUACUCAUGUCCCCAAAUUCCAACAUUUCUCACUUAAAGGGGACAUGUAUGCAAACCUCAUCUUUCUCCUUCAUUAAUGAUCUUCAGAUUAAACCCUUUGGUGCUAGGAGCUGACAUUUUCCAAAGCAGCCUAUGAAGUCCAAGGAACUGGGGGCCCUUCUUGCAGCUAGCAGGAGGCCAUCCCGCUCCUUGGAGUGAUCAUGGAAAUGUAUUUUAGUUAAACUAUCUGACAGCUCCCAAAUGGAAGACUACAGCAUGAUGUAGUAUUAUGAUUGCAUUGUAUGAAAGAGCAAGUGACUUUCUAAGUAGGAUGAAUCCUAUUCAUAUGCAGAUGUCUUAGCCUCUUGAUCUGGAAGUGUUGAUUAUAGAUCUGAAACCACUGCUGGCGGUGGGGGGAACCACUGGAACUGCAGGGGGGUUAAAGGGCAUUUUACUAAGGCAGCUAAGACAUAUUCAGACAUAGAUUUUAUCCUAAGUUUUCAUUAUUUCUACCUAAGUGAAAUUCAUCCUUAGUAUCAAAUAGGAAGUUACAGUAAAUGGUAAUUCAUUCUUAUGCAUCUAGCUUAACCUUUUUUUUUUUUUUUUCACUUGAAAUUAUGUUGACUGCUUCACUUUGACAAGAAAGUAGACUAGAAGGUAUGUCCUGUAAGUUGUCUUGCAUCCAUUAUAUAAAAAAGAAGCAGGUGAGAGAAAGAGAAGGAAACUGAGACUGGCUGAUGUUCAGAGUUUGUCCUUUUAGAGGGAAAGUGUGACAACAUAACACUAAGCAUACUGAAAGCCUUUGUUUUUUCUCUCAGAUCUUAAAGUGAUUUCCAUAACCUUGGCCAAGGACACUUCCUAAAGAUUAAUGACAGCAUUGACAGUGCCCCAGGCUGGCCACUCCUUACAGCUGGCUCUCAGUCCCCAGCCCAUGCCCUGGGGUCCAGGGCUCAGUCACUUCUCCCUAUCCUUUCUGUUAGCAUCACACAAGGUGUUUUCUUGUCUUCAACUUUGAGAACCCCUUCCUUUCACUCCCAGAUCAAUCCAUUGGUCUGGAGAAUAAUAGAAACAGAAAUGUGUGUAAGAGAUUGCUAAAACUUCCCUUGUUUCUGCCUAUGGGGGUAAUUUUCGAUUCUGGCAGAUGGGAAACCUGAAAUCAUUCUAUCAGAAUACAGUUUAGACAUUGCGGACUCCAUCCUGUUCUUUCGUGAAGUUUGCCCUCUUGUCAUAAUGCAGCCAUCUUGAAGGAAACUGGCCAUUUCUGCAUGGAUUUCUGGCAGGGUUGUGCACAGCUUACACUAAUUACAUAGCAUUAUUCCAGUAUUUUUUUUCAUUUCCCAUAUCUGAUUUCUGGCUUCGUAAAGCUGACUGUUCUUGCAGGGGCCACUUGCUUCUCCUAGAGUACUCAAGUGAGGGCCUUCCUUCCUAACUGCAGGGUCUCUAUAUUACACCUCAGUGUCCACACUUUGCUGCUACUGUUUGUACUGUCUACAGUAGAAUCUCCUUAUCUUGCUCCUUGUAGUGCAUUACAGGCAAGCAUGAAAUGUAAAGUAUUUAUUUAAAUAAAAAGAAAACCUCUAAAUUGGUAAUUGAAUUACCUCCCUGUAGCUUUAUAGUUUGUGACAUUUCUUGACCUUGCUAGUUCUUCAUUAGAUCUGCACAAGAUCUAGUCAUCUGGUUAAGGAUUUUAAGCAGACGCAACUAUGAACCCAAGAACUGUAUUACUAUUACUGUUGGUCAUACUAAAACUGUUUAUUUCCUUAAGUAUAUGACCCACAAGGAUGUGAAAUAACUAAAAGAAACUGUUUUUGUACACUGUACAUCCUUAGUAUUUUUACACGUAUAUGAUAGGGAUGCACAUUAUUUUCCUUCGUACAGACAGCUUAAAUAAAGCACUAUGUCAAUCUGCUA
Molecule: messenger RNA, 5071 nt
Organism: Talpa occidentalis (Iberian mole)
Lineage: Eukaryota; Metazoa; Chordata; Mammalia; Eulipotyphla; Talpidae
Gene: AKT3
Product: AKT serine/threonine kinase 3
Exons: 14
Coding region: 166-1605 (479 amino acids)
Biological process (GO): protein phosphorylation
Molecular function (GO): ATP binding; protein serine/threonine kinase activity
Source: RefSeq, a predicted model, not a curated record